GACACCUCUUGAUACUAUUACUUCUGCCCGCCCAUCGUCAACAUGAAGAAAGACUCCGGCGGCUGGCCAGUUUUUGCCCAGAGCUUCCCUUCAAAGCCCAAGUUUCACCCUGACCAAAUUCCCGACCAUUCUGGGCGGGUUGUCCUCGUGACAGGCGGGAACACAGGUAUUGGAUAUGAGACCUGUAGGGAGAUGCUUAAGCACAAUGCCAAAGUAUAUCUUGCCGCUCGUAGCCCAGAAAAGGCUGCUGCAGCCAUCGCCUCCCUAAAGGAGGAAACGGGCAAGGAGGCCAUCUUCCUCAAGCUCGAUCUCGGAAGUCUGGCUUCGGUGAAGGCGGCUGCCCAGGAGUUCCUCAGCAAGGAAUCGGAGCUUCACGUCCUGUUCAACAAUGCCGGCGUCAUGAGACCUCCCAUCGAAUGGUUGACUACAGACGGAUACGACCUACAAUUUGGAACGAACGUCCUCGGGCACUUCUACUUCACCGAGUUGCUCAUGACAGCACUUCUUGUCGCUGUGAAAACGUCACCGGAUGGCCACGCGCGCGUCGUCACGACGUCCUCAAGCGGUGCAUACCUGAACACCCUUCACUUCGAGACGUUCAAGGAUGGCCCCGAGAGAAGAAAGAUGGGCAGCAAUGGAUUGUACAACCAGAGCAAACAUGGUAACAUUGUGAUCGCACGAGAGAUAGCAAAGCGCUACGGAGAUCAAGGUAUAAUAUCCAUUUCCGUGAACCCGGGUAACAUCCAGACCGACCUCCAACGUCAUUUCCCGACAGUCGCGCGUGUGAUCUUGAAUGCUGUGCUACUGAAGCCGGUCCAAUACGGUGCCCUGACCCAGCUCUUCGCAGGAACAAUGCCUGAGGCACUCAAAUACAAUGGCGAGUUCUUGAUUCCAUGGGCCCGACUUGGAAAGGCUGACCCGGAGUGCUAUAACGACGAGGUCGGUGAGCGGCUGUGGAGCUGGCUUCAAGGCGAGGUGCAGGCGUUUGAAGCGCGUCGGGCGUAGCGUGCGUCACCCACUAUGAUGCUAAUGUACCCAAUGCCGAUUCUCAUAUCGUACCACCUUGCAAAAGAGCUCCUAUAGCAUGGGACUCUCUAUCGUGGUCCAUGAACGCUGCAUAGCUUAU
This is a messenger RNA of Dichomitus squalens LYAD-421 SS1, 1126 nucleotides long. RefSeq names its product NAD(P)-binding protein. The transcript has 8 exons. The record is from RefSeq and is a predicted model, not a curated record. Lineage: Eukaryota; Fungi; Basidiomycota; Agaricomycetes; Polyporales; Polyporaceae. The coding region runs from base 43 to 1005 and encodes 320 amino acids.